Messenger RNA from Colletotrichum graminicola M1.001, 2583 nucleotides. RefSeq lists its product as uncharacterized. The record is from RefSeq and is a predicted model, not a curated record. NCBI's taxonomy places the organism in Eukaryota, Fungi, Ascomycota, Sordariomycetes, Glomerellales, Glomerellaceae. Bases 1 to 2583 code for a protein of 860 amino acids. The transcript has a single exon.
AUGAGCGCAGGCCGACAGAGGGCCCAAGAAGGCAGCGAUCCAUCCCUCUUCCAAGCUUCCGCAUUAUUCACAUCCGACGCUCGGCUACCACCACCAGCAGAGACGCCAGCGGUCUUUCGGGGCUCGGAGAAUCAUGGGACUUGGUUCCAGGAUGGUACAGGAAGCUCCCAGCGGCGUGAUACUAGCAGCGAAACGGGGAGCGCCCCCAACGAGACUCGCGGAAUGGAGGGCAGGAAAGGCGCCGACGAGAAGAAACUACCCCCAACGCACCUAUCCCUGAAUCAUUACCUGAAAAGGGCCAGCUUUGGGGAGUUCUCGCCCCCAAUCACGGCCCGCAGGAGAAGCCUAAAUCCCAAGCCUGUGGUGCGCCAGUCACGAUGGCGCUUCUUCAGCGGAUGGAUCAUCCACGUCCCGGCCCUGGUCCUGACGGUUGGCGUCACCGUUCUGAGCCAGCAGAGGCUGUUCUGGUACCCGCCCUCGGGCAUUCAGAAUAAACGACUCAACUUGACGGCCGACGACCUCAACAACGUCCUGCAGCUGCCUGCCAAGGUGCACGAGUUCCUCAUCGUGGCGUCGCUGUCCGCAAUCGGCCUGAACAUCUUCCGACGGCGGCUGAUCGGGGACGGCGUCCGUCUGGGGUUCCUCACCGGGGGGUACCGGGUCGGUGACCUCGAGUAUCUCGUCAGCCCGGCGUUCUGGCGGCAGGGGUUCGGGGGGUUCGGCUCCUGGGAUCUCCUUCUCGCCGCGUACUUCGUGUUCGCGACGAUGCUUUCGGCCCUCGUCGGGCCGGCGUCUGCCAUCCUCCUCAUCCCGACGCCCGGCUGGUAUGCCAUGAAUCACGACCUGGCGUUCGACAACAUCACCAUGCCGUUGGUCUAUCCGUCGACGGCCGCCGGCGUCUGGCCUCGCUUCUUAAGCCCGGAUCAGGCUCCGUGGACGAAUCAAUCCGAUCCCUACAUUACCGACUGGGAAAAGUGCAAAGGCUCUCAAGGUCUGUACCAGAGGUACUGCCCGGCCGGUGGCUUCUCCGAAAUUUGGACCUGGGCCCAGAGCUUUGGCUCCAGCAACCUGCAGGCGAACGUCACUUUCCAAUCCCCAGCCAUGCAGCGAAACCUGAUUCUCACCUACUCCAACCGCUCGACAACGAUCGCUACCACUCCGUCCAGGUCCUUUGUGUCAACCGUUGGCUUGUUCAACAACUACAUACGGGAAAGCCCGGUCGGUGAAAUAUCGAACGGAGUUUACUACAAACUGGUGCCCAGGCUGUCGCACACGUCAGGGAAUCAGUCGCACAAGUCCAUCUACCAACCGUUGGUACAGUCCAAGUGCAAAGUCUACGAUGCGGAUAAGCUCCCUCCGGGACAGCUGCCAUACUAUCCGACCAAUUACUUGAACUGUUUCAACGAUUCCCUCUGCCAACAGCACAAGGACCUGCCCCAGAGCUUUCCUGUGACACGGCUGACUGAGUCACAGCGGGCAAAAACUCCGCCGGCUUUCCGCACCCAGGGAAGCUCGGUCGUCGUCAUCUCAGGCCAAGUCCCCGGCUCGACCGAUAUGGAAAACGACUGGAUCUAUGGCUGCAGUCUGCUCGCAACCUGGGUCGCGGCGAGCUACACCUUUGAUCCCUGGCUCAGCCGUACGAUCGAGUCCACCGUUAGCAGUCCUGCCGGGAUGCAAAGGAUUGUGAACGGAGGCACGCUGAAUGACGGUUACGUUAUAAGAUUCAACGACAGCUGGUUCCCGUACAUGGAUCCCCAUCUCAAUGAGACGGGGCCGGAUGGGGUCAUGGGGCCGACGACUGCUAUCCUUCGGCUGUUGAACCUGUUCACCACUACGGAAACUGCCAACGGCAGCGUCCCGGCCGUGCUGGCUCCGGUCGAGGCCAACAACAUCACGGCGGCUGAGAUCCUCUUGGAGAAGCUGUUCGCGACGUAUCUCACCGACAGCCUGUCUCGCACGGGGUCUCACAUGGGGCCGUAUCUCGUCCUGAAGCAGAACGAGACGCACAUAUCGGGCAUCGACCUGCUCUCGCAGCACGGCUACUUCGGCGGCGUCAACAGAAUCGACACGUUCAACGCUACCCACGUCCGGUGGCAGAGGCAGAACACCACGACGUACCUGAACGAGACCAUCGCGCGCCUGUCCAGCCGGUACCAGGGGUUCCUCGAGUUCGACUUCGACGUCCAGCAGUACGGCUACGGCUCGGGGGACCCGCGCACGACCCUGCGCUUCGCCGUGGCCGUCAUGUCCAUCUACCUGGCCACACUCACCGUCUACGCGCUGGUCAUCGCCUGCGCCCACGUGCUGGAGCACUACGACGUCGAGUGGAAGGGGCAGCCGGUGCGCGUCUGGAGCGUCCGGCCCUGGGGCACCCUGCAGGACCUGUCCGUCCUCGCGCUGCGGUCGCAGCCGCCCGCCGACGAGAAUCUGACGGGCCCCGGCAGCGGAGACGCGGGGUCGGGCAGGGUGUGGGAGAGGGUCGUGCGAGUGCGGGCGGACGACCAGCAGAACCUGCACCUGGUUAUGGACGAAUCCGUCCCCAUGCGGAGGGUGCAUCACGCAGGCGGCGUCAUGUAUUACUAA